Talaromyces stipitatus ATCC 10500 is the source of this 1586-nucleotide messenger RNA. RefSeq names its product C6 transcription factor, putative. The transcript has 5 exons. Bases 147 to 1463 code for a protein of 438 amino acids. Lineage: Eukaryota; Fungi; Ascomycota; Eurotiomycetes; Eurotiales; Trichocomaceae. The record is from RefSeq and is a predicted model, not a curated record.
AGUGUGAUGAAACUCGGCCGUCGUGUCUGAGAUGCCUCAAAACAGGUCGUACCUGUCGAGGGUAUGAAGAAACUGGUAGCGUCAUAUUCCGACAAUAUGAGUCCCUAACCACCAAAUGGUUGCCGUUCCAGUUUCCCUUCAAGUCUAUGGCACGUAGGUGUAGUCUAUCUCCUCGAGUCCCCGUACCGGGCACAGACACUAUCCCCGAUGAUGCACCCCCAAACGAAAUUCCCGAUCAUCUCAUUGAAGAGCUGGCCCUUCGUGCUUUUUUCCACGACUACUGUGUAAUACCGGUCAACCCUGCGCUAUCGCGGGGCUUUUUAGCCAGACUUGAACCAAUGGUUCACCGACUGGGACUUCAAUCUCCAGUUGCCAAUGCUUGCAAGGCCGUGGCCUUUGCAUGUCACGGACUUAAGCUUUCGCGCCCUUUUUUGACCCAAAAGGCGGAGACCCUGUAUCACGAACUUUUGGGUUUCUUAGCACGGUCUAUUCAGAAUUGCGCUGCGACAGCUGGCCCAGAAAUGUUUGUCAUUGCAAUACUCAUGGGGCUCUACGAGAUGAUCAUGGCUGGGGAGACCGAUCCUGGUCAUCAUAACGCUCAUGCCGGCGGCCUAGCGGCCAUUCUGCAGAUUGAGAACAGCCCACGGGGCCUUCUGCAUGCUGCAAGAUCAGGUCAUCCCCUGGUUGUCAACCCGAUGUUACAGAAUAAGGGCAUAUUUACAGGCCCUUCCCCUGGAGGUGACAGUCAGGAUUUAGAUGCUAUACUAGUGAAAACUGCAUCUCUCUGGCAAAAAUCAGAAACCUUUCUAUCCAACCCUUUUUGCCCGCUUUUUUUCGACCAACUGUACGGUCUGAAGCAGGAGGCAACUGCGCUCUAUCGAGAUCUAAUCGGGUGGCAGACGACCCAGGUUGAAGAUAUUAAGCCUACAACUAUCGGUUACGUGAGGCCGUCGCCAGGUGAACUCAGUCCUGGUGUAGGAUGCUGGCCAGGGCGAAUUGAUACUUACGUUGAUCUUUAUGUUGCGGGUGUGUGGAACGUCUCACGUGUUGCCCGGUGCUUCCUCAUCCACCUCCUACAGAAAUUAUCCAACAUUCUAGACGCCACAGAGAAUGACAGUAGAUACUACGAAGAUGUGGUUGAGGUUUUCAAUGAUAUCCUCGCCUCCAUCCCGUAUCAUCUGACUGAAGAUUCGCGAAGUUUCCUGGCCCAUGGAGCGGCGAGUUCAGAGAUAACAAACCCCGGGCGACCAGUAGGGGGUUUACUUCUUUUGCAUCCGAUUUAUGUGGUCUCUCAACUACCUAUAGUUCCAGCUGAUAUGCAAGAAUACUUGCGGAGGUGUAUGGCCUGGAUCGGAACACAUAUGGGAAUUGGACAAGCAUGCCUUCUUGCUAAGGCUCCACACAUUGAAGGCCAAUAUUUUGCCUGUGGAUGUAUGAUUGUGUGUGCCGGGCUACUUGUUUAGAUGGAUAUAGGAUGUUUGUCAUCAUCUAGAUUUAUGAAGGCAGGUUGUGAUACAUUAUUCAAUAAUGACUAAUAAUAUGAGACACGCAUCCUCAUUCGUGGAAAAUAUUUUUUGCAAUGUUUG